UUGAUUAACAAGUUCGACUUCUUUCAUUUCCACCAUUUCUGCAAUCUUUAACAUGGAAACGAUCAGUCGAAAAGGUCAACACAGCAGCUCUUUGGAGAGCUUCGGCACGACUACUACUAAUACUAAUACUAAGGGUGGUGUUGUGGACCACUUGAACUGGGAUGCAGCAGCUGAGUCACUCAAGGGAAGCCAUUUGGAUGAAGUUAAACGUAUGGUAACCGAGUAUAGGCGGUCAUCGGUGAAGCUCGGUGGUGAGACCUUGACAAUUUCUCAAGUUGCUGCCAUAGCCAGAGCUGACUUGUGUGUCAAGGUAGAGCUUUCAGAGGACGCAAGGGCUGGCGUUAAGGCUAGUGUUGAUUGGGUCUUUGAUGGCCUCAGCAAAGGCACCGACACCUAUGGCAUUACCACUGGUUUUGGUGCUAAUUCUCGUUUAAGAACCAACCAAGUAUCUGCUCUGCAAAAUGAGCUAAUCAGGUUCUUGAAUGCUGGGAUCUUUGGCAGUGGAACACAGUCAUGCCACACACUUUCUCACUCGGCAACUCGAGCAGCCAUGCUUGUCAGGAUCAACUCACUGCUACAGGGAUACUCUGGGAUCAGGUUCGAAAUUCUGGAGGCAAUCGCUAAGCUUCUCAACCACAACAUCACCCCAUGCUUGCCUCUUCGUGGCUCAGUUACUGCAUCUGGUGAUAUUGUCCCUCUUUCCUACAUUGUUGGAUUGCUCACUGGAAGGCCUAAUUCAAAAGCAAUUGGACCCAAUGGGGAACCCCUUGAUGCCCAGGAGGCCUUCCGUGUCGCCGGUAUUGAUUCCGGGUUCUUUUUGUUACAGCCUAAAGAAGGCCUUGCUCUAGUCAAUGGCACUGCAGUUGGUUCCGGCAUGGCUUCCAUUGUUCUUUUUGAAGCUAACAUAUUGGCUGUUUUGUCAGAAAUUUUAUCUGCAGUUUUUGCUGAAGUUAUGCAUUGUAAAUUACCCGAGUUCACUGACCAUUUGAUUCAUAAAGUGAAGCAUCAUCCGGGACAAAUCGAGGCCGCUGCUAUAAUGGAACACAUACUUGUGGGAAGCUCUUUUGUUAAAGCGUCUAAAACGUUGAAUGAAAUGGACCCUUUGCAGAAAUCGAAACAAGAUCGCUAUGCUCUGAGGUCAUCUCCACAAUGGCUUGGCCCACAGAUUGAAGUGAUCAGAUUCGCAACCAAAUCUAUUGAAAGAGAAAUUAAUUCUGUCAAUGAUAACCCUUUGGUCGAUGUCUCGAGGAACAAGGCAUUACAUUGUGGCAACUUCCAGGGUACCCCAAUUGGUGUCUCGAUGGACAAUGCUCGUUUAGCUGUCGCGGCUAUUGGGAAACUUUUGUUUGCUCAAUUCUCUGAACUUGUUAAUGAUUUCUACAACAAUGGUCUCCCAUCAAACCUCUCCGGUGGUAGGAAUCUAAGCCUGGAUUAUGGUUUCAAGGGUGCUGAAGUUGCAAUGGCUUCCUAUUGCUCUGAGCUCCAAUAUUUGGCUAAUCCAGUCACCAACCAUGUUCAAAGCACUGAGCAGCACAACCAAGAUGUGAACUCCUUGGGACUAAUCUCUGCGCUAAAAACUGCUGAAGCUGUCGAUAUCUUGAAGCUGAUGUCCACAACAUUCUUGGUGGCUCUUUGCCAAGCUAUAGAUUUGAGGCAUUUAGAAGACAACUUGAAGAACACAGUGAUGAACACUGUGAGCCAGACAGCCAAGAAAACUCUCACUUCUGAUCCAUAUGGUGAAGUUCACCCAUCAAGAUUCUGUGAAAAGGAUUUACUCGAAGUCGUGGAUCAUGAAUACGUUUUCACCUAUAUCGACGAACCUUGCAAUGGUGCACAUCCAUUGAUGCCAAAGCUGAGGCAUGUACUCGUUGAGCAUGCAUCGGCAAAUGGUGGGAAUGAGAAGAAUACAAGCACUUCAAUCUUCCUAAAGAUUGCAGCUUUCGAAGACGAAUUAAAGGCUGUUUUGCCAAAGGAGGUCGAGAGUGCAAGGGUGUCAUUCGAGAAUGGAAAUGCAGCAGUACCAAACAAGAUCAAGGAGUGCAGAUCGUAUCCAUUGUACAAAUUCGUGAGGGAGGAGCUUGGAACUGAGCUGCUAAGUGGAGAAAAAGGGAAGUCACCCGGUGAAGAGUUCGACAAGGUGUUCACUGCUAUGUGCAGAGGGAAGAUCAUUGAUCCAAUGCUUGAAUGCCUUAAUGAAUGGAACGGCGCCCCUCUUCCAAUAUGAUACUUUGCUUUGGUUUCAGUGUUUGGGAAUUGGUUAUCUUAUCUUUUUAUGUUGUUUUUCACCUUUUAUUUCAAUCCAUGGUGGGCUGAGAAAUUUUUCAAUGUAAUAAAACCAGAAGCACGUUUGAGUGUGUGUGAUAAAUGACUUCAAUCGAAAUUAAUAACUC
Messenger RNA from Hibiscus syriacus, 2390 nucleotides. RefSeq names its product phenylalanine ammonia-lyase-like. The coding region runs from base 53 to 2224 and encodes 723 amino acids. The record is from RefSeq and is a predicted model, not a curated record. The transcript is spliced from 2 exons. Gene Ontology annotation, biological process: L-phenylalanine catabolic process. Gene Ontology annotation, cellular component: cytoplasm. Gene Ontology annotation, molecular function: phenylalanine ammonia-lyase activity. NCBI's taxonomy places the organism in Eukaryota, Viridiplantae, Streptophyta, Magnoliopsida, Malvales, Malvaceae.